This is a messenger RNA of Acanthisitta chloris (rifleman), 1123 nucleotides long. RefSeq names its product nectin-3-like. The record is from RefSeq and is a predicted model, not a curated record. Lineage: Eukaryota; Metazoa; Chordata; Aves; Passeriformes; Acanthisittidae. The coding region runs from base 340 to 813 and encodes 157 amino acids. The transcript has 2 exons.
AUUUUGAACUAGUUAUAUUUUAACUAGUUGUAAACAUUCAUAUUUGAAAUUCAACUGUGUUUUUCUAGGUUGGAUGGACAAUGGCCAGAAGGAUUGCUGUCAGUCAACAAUACUCUGCAGUUCAGUAGCCCACUGACUUAUAACUACACUGGGACUUAUAUCUGUAAGGUCACUAAUUCACUUGGUCAGAGGAGUGAUCAGAAGACUAUCUACAUAUUAGAUCCUCCUACUACUACCACUCGACUGCCCACGGUUCCCUGGCAUCCUUCGACUGAUGGCAUCACAGGUUUAGCAACAGAACAUAGAAUAAUAGAUUUCCCAACAUCAAGCUUGCCAGCAAUGCAGGAAGACACUUGGGGUACCAUCAUCGGUAGUUUGGUGGGUGGGGCUCUUUUAUUUGCACUUCUUGGUAUUCUGGUUGGAAUUCUCUGCUAUAGGAGAAGACAGACCUUCCGUGGUGACUACUUUGCUAAGAACUACAUUCCACCGUCAGAUAUGCAAAAAGAGUCUCAAAUAGAUGUUCUUCAGUCAGAUGAUGUGGAUUCUUACCCUGACAGUAUAAAAAAAGAAAUUAAGCAUCCAAUGAACAGCUUAAUAUCUAAAGAUUAUUUAGAAGACCCUGAAAAACCUGAGUGGAACAAUAUAGACAAUAUUAACAGGUACCAGGAACGUUAUGAAAGACCGAUGGAUUACUAUGAAGGUGGAACACUGGGAAUGAAUUACAUGGGUGGUGAUUGUUACGAUGAUGAUGAAGAAGACUUUGUUUCUCACGUAGAUGGCUCGGUAAUAUCUCGGAGGGAGUGGUAUGUGUAGUGACCACUGAAAACUAAACGUGUACCUACAGUCCGUUUCAUAGGCUGAUCACUUUCAGAUUGUUUAUACUUACACAAUCGGAGGAAUAAACUCUUUGAAACUGAUUUUUUUUUUUGAAGGUUUUUAUAUUGUGACUUGACACAAUGGAAAUACUGAAUCUGGGGAAAAUGUAUUUGAGCUGCUUUUUUUCCCAAUGCUGUACUACUGUUUAAGAGUUGAGUUCUAAUGCAGAGUGCUUAUAUUGGUCUAUGUCAGAGGUAAAAAAAAGGCUAAAUUAAAGUUGCCAGUCAAUAUUGUUUAAGAAUAAAAA